Messenger RNA from Dromaius novaehollandiae (emu), 2963 nucleotides. RefSeq names its product carboxyl-terminal PDZ ligand of neuronal nitric oxide synthase protein-like. The coding region runs from base 241 to 2157 and encodes 638 amino acids. The record is from RefSeq and is a predicted model, not a curated record. The transcript has 11 exons. Gene Ontology annotation, molecular function: nitric-oxide synthase binding. NCBI's taxonomy places the organism in Eukaryota, Metazoa, Chordata, Aves, Casuariiformes, Dromaiidae.
CGAGGGGCCGGGGCUGCGCUCGGCACCCGGGGAAGCUCAUUCAAAACACGGCCGGGCUCGGGCGCCCGCAGCCGCCGGCCGCUGCUGCCCAUGUCCCCGCCGCCGCCCGGCCCCGGGGGGCGCCGCCGCCGCGGAGGGUCUCGGCGGGGCCGGGCGCCGCCGCGGGGGAGGCGCCGCGGGGCGGCGGGCCGGGGCGCGCCCUGAGGGCGAGGGAGGGAGGGAGGGAGGCGUCUGGCCGCGAUGCCGGUGAAGAACCGGUACAACCUGGUGGACGAUGGCUGCGACUCGCGCGUCCCGCUGCACAACGAGGAAGCCUUCCAGCACGGCAUCCACUUCCAGGCCAAGUAUAUUGGUAGCUUGGACGUACCGAGGCCCAACAGCCGCGUGGAGAUUGUGGCAGCCAUGAGGAGGAUUCGGUACGAGUUCAAAGCCAAGAACAUUAAGAAGAAGAAAGUGAGCAUCAUCGUCUCCGUGGACGGCGUGAAGGUGAUUCUGCGCAAGAAGCAGAAGAGAAAGGAAUGGACCUGGGACGAGAGUAAAAUGGUAGUGAUGCACGAUCCCGUGUACAGAAUCUUCUACGUGUCUCAUGAUUCUCAAGACCUGAAAAUUUUCAGCUACAUUGCGAGGGACGGUGCUAACAACUCCUUCAGGUGCAAUGUCUUCAAAUCCAAAAAGAAGAGCCAGGCCAUGCGGGCGGUGCGCACCGUGGGCCAGGCCUUCGAGGUGUGCCACAAGCUGAGCCUGCAGCACGCCCUGCAGAACGCCGACGGCCAGGCCGACGGGGCCAGCGACAAGUCCGUGGAGGAGCAGCCGCUGACAGUUCACCAGAUGAAGGGCUCCGAGCUCACAGAUGCGGACGAGGUCGGCAUUGACACCGAUGGGAUCUGCGGGUCGGAGAGAGGCCCUGGAGAGCUGCCCGCUGCCAGGGCCGAGCUCGGCGUGCUGAAGCCCGGACAGGUCCCGAAAGACAAGAGCUGCCAGGACUCCGAGAACGGCCCCCUCUACCCGUCCGGCUCCCAGCAGCUGCUGAGCCCCAGCAGCCCCUGCUCCUCGGCCUCCAUCACCCCGCUGGCGUCGCAGCACUGCCUCCAGCUCCUGCAGCAGCAGCUCCUCCAGCAGCAGCAGCAGACGCAGGUGGCCGCGGCCCAGGUGCAGCUGCUGCGGGAGCAGCUGGCGGCCGAGACGGCGGCGCGCGUCGAGGCGCAGGCGCGGGUGCGGCAGCUGCUGCUCUCCAACCGGGACCUGCUGCAGCACGUCUCCCUGCUGGUGCGGCAGCUCAAGGAGCUCGAGGCGAGGGCGCAGCGCCGGCAGCCAGUCGACCGCUCGCUGCAGAACCUGUCGCUGGCCCAGUCGCCGUCGCUGAACCUGAAGAACCACCACAGCCUGGACCUCGGCCUGCCCUCCGCCUCCACCCCCGCCAGCGCCCUGGGCAGCCCCGUGGGCCCCGGCUCGCGCUCGGCCCCGGGCUCCGGCCGCUCCUGCCUCGACCUCCCGGCGCUGGCACGGGGCAGCCCCGGCUGCGACGGCAGGGACGGGGACGAGCGCCUGGCCGCGCUGGAGGGGCGGGACGGCUUCGGCCGGCGCGUGGAGGGCUCCGAGGUCGGCGAGCUCGCGCCGCUCGGCGGGAGCAGCCGGCAGAAGGCGGAGGAGGCCGACGGCGGGGCCGCCGAGGACAGGCGGCAGCAGCCCAUUCCCAGGAUCAACCCCCCGCCACCCAUCCUGCGCAAAAGGUCAAGCAAGACCUCGCCGAGCCUGGAGGCGGAGGCCAAGCCCGAGACCGCCGUCCACGCGAGCCUCCCCAGCCCCAGCUUGUCCAGCCUCACCGCCAGCUCGCCCACCCUCCCGGACCCCGAGGCGAGGACUCCGGCCCGCAGCGCUGCCUCCAGCACGGAGCUCGUCCCCGCGGGGACCUCCCAGCGCGCGCUGGCCAAGGACAGGACCGGAGAGAACGGACACGCGUCCCCCCCGUCCAGCACCCGUGACGCUGCGAAGGGGGAGGCCCUGGGCAGGGACCCGGCCGCCCCGGGCAGCCCCGCGGACAGCGCGCUGCCCUUCUCCCCGGCGGACGACACCUGCCUGCACAUCAGCUUCUCGGAGGAGGAGCUGUUUGAACCGGAGCUGGACGCCGCGCCGGGCCCCAGCAGGGUCCCCGCGUAGCCGGACCGCAGUCCCCGGCAGCCCCGUCCGCCCUCGCCGCCAGCCCGCGUGGGGCCGGGGGGAGCGGGUGCCACUGCCCCACGCGGGAGGUCCCUCGGCGCACGGCGCUGCUGGAGCAGGACGCGACCUGCUCAGCCCCCGUCCUCGCUCUGCACCGGCUCUCGCUGCAUCGAGCCGCGGGGCAGCGCUUGCGCCCGGAGCCAUCGCCGCGCGCCGCGUCCCCGGGACGGGGCGGCCUCGGCCGCCGCCCGCAGCGCUGCUGCCCCGCUCCGCUUUCACGGAGGUGCGGUACGGGUUGGGCGUGCGCUGGGAAGCGCCGAGGGUCUGGGGGAGGAAAGGUGUGAGGACGACGUCGGGCCCUGGGGAAAGGCCCGGGCACGGCCGGACGGCCCGGGAGCAGGACGCGGGGGCCCAGGGCGGCGUUUGGCCGAAGGCGGGUUUGCGGACGUGGCGGAGGGUCGAGUUGGGAAGGUGCUGGGCAGCGGCGGAGACCAGGAGCAGCAGCUUUUCGGCAGCGGCGGGUGCACGAGCCGUUGGCGGCGGCGCUGAGCUGCGAGCUGACGGCAGAGGGCCCUUGUGACCGCCGAACGCGGCGCAGCGCGAUGCAGCACGGUGCAGCACGGCGCGGUGCAGCGAUGCCCCGGGGCUGCGCAUCCGCCUGCGGCACCCGCGGGCUCGCCAGCCGCGGUCGGGCUGCGCGUUAGCCGGGUAGAGCCAGACCGACCGGCGAUUAGGAGAGAGAAUACAGUGCAGUUUGGUAAGAGGCUUUUAAAGAGAAAAUAAACGUGUCAGACUUUCCAAAGCAA